AUGAGUUUGGUUGAAAAACCGCACAUUAAAGAUUAUUGGUCAACUAAUCCUGUAUUGCAAACAACGUACGCUUCUAAAAUUAUGAAAAGGGAUAGGUUUAUAAGUAUUUUUUCAAUGUUACACAUAGCAAAUAACGACAAAUAUGUUCGGAAAGGUCAACCUGGUUCGUCUGAAGAUGCUUCAGAUUUUGAUCAAUUGAUUGUAAUGAUUGCAUUUCCUAGAAAUCCGAGAAUCUUCAGACCUCGAAAACAUCAUUUUACCUAUUGGAGAGAUGAUGAAUUUUUCAACAGAUUUCGAUUAUCGAAAAAUACAGUUCGCUAUAUUGUCGAUAUAAUAGGUGAUCGCAUAUGUUCCCGUACCGAUUGGAAUAAUGCUGUGAGUCCAGAAGAUAAAGUGCUCCUAACACUAAGGUAUUAUGCAACAGGAUCAAUGUUAAUUUUAUGUGGAGAUUUCAUUGGCAUUCAUAAAUCGACUGCAAGUCGUAUUGUGAAACUUGUUUCACAUAACAUUGCUAUAUUACGUCCUCAGUUUGUCAAUUUUCCCAACAAUGAAAAUGAUUUAAAAAAAGUCAAACAAGAUUUCUACAACAUAGCUAAAUUUCCAACGGUUAUUGGUGCAUUAGACUGUACCCACGUCAAGAUUAAAUCACCUGGAGGAGAUAAUGCAGAAGUAUAUAGAAAUAGAAAGAAUUUUUUCUCAAUCAAUGUACAGACAAUUUGUGAUGCAAACCUAAAAAUUCAAGACAUAGUAGCUCGAUGGCCUGGUUCAUCACAUGAUUCUACUAUUUUCAAUAAUUCAGAAAUACGAAGGAAAUUAGAAAUUGGCGAAAUGAGGGACUGCGUUUUAGUUGCUGAUAGUGGCUAUGCACAACGUAACUAUGUUAUGACUGGUUGGAAGCCCUAA
Molecule: messenger RNA, 903 nt
Organism: Acyrthosiphon pisum (pea aphid)
Lineage: Eukaryota; Metazoa; Arthropoda; Insecta; Hemiptera; Aphididae
Product: putative nuclease HARBI1
Exons: 3
Coding region: 1-903 (300 amino acids)
Source: RefSeq, a predicted model, not a curated record